AUGAAUAAACGUCAGACUCGCGAUAAACGCCCAUCUCCAGCGCCAGAAACCGAGACAAAGGUCGAAAACUGUUUUUUGAAAAUUUGAAGGUUAUUUAUUAUUAUUAUUUUCAGAAAAGAAAAUUGAACAGUGAGCAGCCUGAAGAAGAUCCCAAAAAGAAUGAGAAUGACAGUGGAAGACCGAUCUCUCCUGCCUCAUUGGCUCAUAUGGUUCGAAAAUUCUAAUUUUUGUUUUCAUGUAAAUCAAAAUUAUAGCUUGAUAAAAUGCGCAAAGAACUGCUGGAUGAUGCGAAUUUGUCAAAGGCAGCAGCUCUGGAACUGAGCAAUUUUGAUAUUUCGGUUUGAUUAUUGGUCGAUUCGUGGAUAUAAUUUCAAGUUUGAGGUGGAAACCUGCGAUGAGUUCAACAAAAAGCGUGAAAGGAUUCGGGAUCUGCUCGGAAAUACGACUAAAUAUGAUGACAAAACUCAGCUGAACUACGAUGAAGUCCUUGUUUUGGGAAUAUCGUUUUCUAAAAUAUCUUUUCAGGCGGCAAUCGCCGGAGCAAAGCUUCUGGUGGAUCAGAAAAUCACGACAAGGAGGAUCAGCAAGCAGUUCGUUUAUAUUUUGACUUUGAAGAAUUGUUAAACGAUUAUUAUUUUAGGCUCCACGAUUGCGGAAUCGAUGAGAACAGCGUGCUGUACAAGCCAUUGGAUAUAACAAAAAGAGAGACAGUUUCGGCCAGGGAACAGUCCGAGUAAGUUUUUUACACCGAAAAUGUUUAAGGAAAGUUCGAAACUAUAAUUUUUAUAGUACAAGACAAGCUUCUGUCGUCGAAUCUUUCGUCGAUUUCCAGCGUCAGAUGCACUUCAAAAUGAACGUUAUCCAGAACAUUGCCGCCAAAUCCAAUGGUUUGUUUUUGAACUUUUCUUUCGUAUAAUAUGUUCAAAAAACUUGUUUGAGUGUUUGAAAGAGUAUAGUUUAAUUUUAUUUUCGACAAGGUUUUUGAGCAUCUAAACACGUCAGAAAAUAAAAUAGUUGAAUCAGGGUCAUUUUAAAAAUAUUUCUGCUGUUUUCCUACGUUCAGAUAUGCAUUUACUUCCAUUUCUCCUCGUUCUUUUCAUAACUUUUUCUUGAUUUUUCGUAAUAUCCACCUGAGUUUAUUUUUCGAAAAAAUCCUUUUGUAUGAAAAAUUAAGCUCUAUAGUCCAUUUGCAAUGUUUUUACGGAAUUGCUCAAAGUUAUCAUUGUGAUGAAAAUUUUAUUCAUUAGAGUUAUAAAUGUCCAUUAUUUUCAAAGAUCGAGAAUUAUUUUUUUUCAGUCAUUUCGAGUUUUUUUCAUAGUUCUUUGAUACAUGCGUUGCUUUCUAAAUUUUUUUUAUUGAGAUUGAAAAAAUUUUUUUUAAAUAGAAAAAGAAAAGUAAGAACUAUUAGUAAAAACGGAGAUAAUUAUUUGAAAAGAUAGGAAAAAAGCUUCAAGUUUAAUUUCACAUUAAUAAAAAUCAUACAGUGUAUUUUUUUAAUGCAGAUGUUUCUUGACAGCCAUAGAAACCCGGAUAUGUGAGUCAGGAACAAUCCGCCCUUCCUUAUUGUCUUGUAAUAAAACCUCGAGAACUCGGAGGAACAAUUAGGAAUACAGGGUGUUGCAAAAGGUCGCAAAAACGAUUCGAUGGGCCGAACCUGGCGCUUAGGCAGUCCUAAAUUGCUUUUUAUUACCUUUUUUUUUAGUUCCUGUAGGGGAUUUGGGACGGAUUGAUCUUUUGACUUUCUGGGCCAUAGGUGCGGAAAAAUAGGCUCAGGAGAAUCAAUUCAAUUUAUUUCUAAAUCCAAAUGAACUUUUUUUGAAGGUUUUGUAAAGGUUCAAAGAGCGAUUCCCGUUGAGAUUAGAUUCAAAAUUCUUUUUAAAACAAAUUUUAUUUUCUCGAAAAGUAACUUCUGCUUAUCUGAAAGGAAAAAUUUUGAAAUUUUGGCGUUCUUUGAAACCAAGACGAACAAAUGUUCAUAGAACAUCUUUUCUGAAGGUUGCCGCAGAAAACCUUUUGAUUAAUCGAAAAUCCGCAUGGAAAGUCUGUAGACGUGUUUCUACCGAAAAAGCGUUGAAGGUUCAUUUCAGACGAUUUCGAUUAAAAAUGUUCGAAAAUCAGUCGAGACUGGCGUUCUGAGAAAAAAAGGGAAUUUGUCAAACUUAUUUGCCCCCAAAAAAGAGGAAAAUAAAACUUGCUUCACGGUCAAUUUUUUCAAAAUUCGGUCGACUUUUUUUUGUUAGUGAAAGGGGUUGUUUUACUUUGACUAGGUUUUUUUAAAGGCAUAUGGGCAGUAAAAAAACGGGUUUUAAGGUGAAAGAAGUACCUUGUAGAGUUUUUCAUUGCGAACCGAGUGGUCUACUCAAAUUAACACAGAUAGGAGUACUUUUGAAGAAAAGUUAGCUUAGUCAGAUCUUAGAUGAUUUUUAGAUACAAAUAUUGUCUCUUCAUGAAAGUGUACUCGAGGAGAAUGGAAAUUGAAUUUUUUAGAGAUUGAAGGGAAAAAAUACCCGAAGAGCGAAGGUCGGAAGCCGAUGACGCGAGCUGAACGCGACGCGGAAAAUUUGCGAGCUCGUGCGGCUCAGCAGAAGACGGCGCGUCGUGGCCGAAAGCCCGACCCUUUCAGGACCCCCGUCACAAAGUCCAACUUCAACCCGUUGGAUGAUCGAUUGGUGAGCGGAUAAAAUAUAUUUAUCGAAGAAAAUCAUUGAAAAUUAGCAGAUAAGCACCAUAGGAGUACGGGAAAAAACAUGAAAAUCGUGUAUAUAAAAUUCGUGUAUAUAUAGUAAUUUUAUUCAAAAUUUUUCUGAGUAAUUUUAUUCAAAAUUGACGGGAUUUUUUGAAGAAAGGCCUAUUUUCCUUCAGUGCAGAAUUGAAAGAAAACUACUUUAAUUUCGAAUAUUCUCAUUUUUCAGAUCAUUGAAAAGUACGCUCUGGAGGUGGCCUCGGAGGUCCGUGAGGACAGCCAGAAGAAACGACGUCACAUCGCCCCGAUUCCAUUCGACAUCACCCUGCUCGACGACGAGAACGACGACGACGAGGCUGAAACCCACUGA
Messenger RNA from Caenorhabditis auriculariae, 3053 nucleotides. Lineage: Eukaryota; Metazoa; Nematoda; Chromadorea; Rhabditida; Rhabditidae. The record is from the annotation of a GenBank genome assembly.